This is a messenger RNA of Dentiscutata heterogama, 272 nucleotides long. The record is from the annotation of a GenBank genome assembly. NCBI's taxonomy places the organism in Eukaryota, Fungi, Glomeromycota, Glomeromycetes, Diversisporales, Gigasporaceae.
UUAUCACAGCCUUUAUCGUCGGAUUCGUUUUAGACUUAAUUAAUUUAAUGAUAUUGGAUAGAAUAUUUGCGGAUAAAGGAUGGAAAACUGUGAAACAGGAUAAAAGUCAAGAAGAAAAUUUGACAGACUCGGAAGAUACACGAAGUGAUCAUGAUAGUCAGAAUGAGACAAACAAAGAAAUGAUAAAUUACGAUGAAGAUGAAGGAAUAAUUACAUUAAGUGAAGAAGAAUUUGAAGAAAUUAAUCGAGCUAUUACGAUCGCGAAGGCUUAA